Linum tenue is the source of this 561-nucleotide messenger RNA. Lineage: Eukaryota; Viridiplantae; Streptophyta; Magnoliopsida; Malpighiales; Linaceae. The record is from the annotation of a GenBank genome assembly.
CUGCCGGGAAGAACAGCCAACGACGUGAAGAACUACUGGAACUGCCACCUCAGCAAGCGGCUCGGCCCUCAAGACGUCGACCAAACUCAAGACACCAAGCUCCAGCUCGCCGCCAACCCUUCCCCGGCCUCCCCAGGCGCUGCCGUCGAGAUAAUCAGGCCACACCCAAGGAGCAUCUCCGCCGCCUCAGCAAGGCCGCCGAGCCCCAACUACGGCGCCUUUCAAGAAGAGCAGGGCAGCACGUCGACGGUGCCGCCGCCGCCGCCGUCAAUGCUGUUCGUGGAGGACAACGGCGGGGAGAGCAGCAGCUGGGUGAUUCACAGCAGCAAGGGGAAGGAUGGAGGGAUGGGGAUGGGGAGCUGUUGCUAUCAGGGGAUGGAAGACCAUCAUCAAGUCGGCGGGAUAUUGGCCGGCGGCGGCGCUGUCGCCGGCGAGGAGAUGAUCGGGAUGGACUUCCGGUUCGAGCAAGUUCAGGUGAGCUGCGGUGACGAGAGCUGCAGCAGCAAGUGGGAUUGGGAUGACUUGAUCUGUGACAUGGAUCUUUGGGGGGAGUCCCUCUAG